This is a messenger RNA of Guillardia theta CCMP2712, 7956 nucleotides long. RefSeq lists its product as hypothetical. Bases 1 to 7956 code for a protein of 2651 amino acids. The transcript has 10 exons. Lineage: Eukaryota; Cryptophyceae; Pyrenomonadales; Geminigeraceae. The record is from RefSeq and is a predicted model, not a curated record.
AUGAGACCACCGUCAUUAGCUGCGCUGCUAGAGGCGUUCGGACUCAGAGAUGAGUCGGGAACGCGAGGCUGUUUCGAUCCUCGACAUCAGCAACUCGCCCCUGACUGUUCGGAUGCACGCUGCAGUGGGCGAACAUGUCGGCAAGUAAGGAACGAGAGCGAAGAGCAUCAGGAGGCAGCGAGCACUCCCUGCGAGUCAUGCCAUGGCUCUGAUGAUCCACGGCACGUAAAGAGCGGGAUUCAUGUCGGAAGAUGCUGCGGUGAAAGGGAGGAAUGUGAUAGAGGAUCAAAGUUAUGUCAGAUGAAGCGUUCCCGGCCAGACAGAAGACGUCUGAGAUAUGGAGGAUCAGGACUGCGAAGCCAGAGGCACUUCCUUGGGAUACAGGCAUGUUUGUUUCUCACUCUUGUGGGGGAGGCCACAGGUUGGGUCUCCCUUUCGGAUCAAGGGUACAUCAUCAAGAACAACUUGCUAGCAACAGCUGGAGCGAGGAUUGAAGGAGAGCUCAGGGUGAACGGUGUGAUCAUCUCUCAGCCCGUGGACAACAUCGAGUGCACAAAGGAUCAGAUGGGAGCUCUUCGAUGGAACGACCAAUACUUCGAGAGCUGCAACGGGGUGGACGAUUGGCAGCCUUUGAGGUUUUGCGAUCGAUCCUGUAACGUCAACACUCUAGCCGUCCCUUGCGGACUCCCAGUGAACAAUGGUUGUGGCGAUCAGUGCAACCAGGUCGGCUCAGGUUUGAACAUGAGACAGUGCAUUUUGAAAGUUUCCGCCACUCCCUGCAAUGUCCCAGUGUUCGAUGACUGUAACAAUACUUGCGGCAUUAUCGGACAGUUCGGUUGCGAUGCGUCGGAGAAGAAGUACGGUGCUGUGCUAGUAAAGAGCUUGGAGGACUCGACAUCAACCGCGGCUUACGAAUUCACAGUUGGCUCACCCAAUGCUGUCGCCCACAAGGACUCUCUGUUCCUCACAUACAAGAACAUUGGAGGAAUCAGCAAGGCGCUAACGAUGAUCCGCAACAUCGACAUGUCACUACACGGCGAGCUGAUUAACGGCAUUGAGUUUGCAAAGCCAGAGGGUCAGUGGAAUGCCACAAUGCGGGUGAACAUGCUUUCAGAGCUCAGAGGAGACUACAUCCAGGUCGGGAGGGAUUCGACCAACAGUCAGGUCUACUUCGACGGAGUCAUUGACAAGGAAUGCCCGCUAAUUCUGGACGGAGGUGUGAAUGACGGCAUGUAUACCAAACUCUGCCUGGAGACUCCCAGUCAGCAGCGGUCGAUCACCUUCCCUGAUCGCACUGGCCUAGUCAUCACGUCGGGAAACCGUGAGGAUAUCGAUCAGCUCCCAGGGUUGCGCGGAGACGAUACUUUCGUGUAUACUGGGAGGCACAAGGACCUUGGGAACAUCAUUCCUCCACCACCUUCACGUUUCUCUUGCUCCAACACGACCUGCUCCAAUGAAACUUUGGACAUGAACUUCUUAGACUGUCGGGGGCUGAACUGGAACCUUACCACAUUUGACGCGUACCGAGUUUACUACCUGCUGAGUGACUUCUACAGCGACACAAUACACGCGAGCACUGCCACCCGUGACAUGCUGGCAAGUCUAUGGAAACUCAUUCAGUCGCACAAUGUCUCCACUCCUUGGAAUGGAAGGAAUGAGCUGGCGAAGUUCUUCAUCGAAGCAUCAGUACAGAACGCAGACCUCCCGAGCAUCUUCACUAGAAUCGCAAACCAGUACUCGCCAGAACACACCUGGAAGAACACCUUUGCGAGCGUCACAACCCUUGAGAGGUGCUUCGUUUGCUGCUGCAGCGUCCUCACGCCUGCAGCUGUCAACCAGAAGGUUUGCCCGGCGCGGCGAUCGCGGCCUCAGUUCUGCGUUGGGGGCUCAAGGAAUGGCGAGAUAUGCAAGAGCUCUGAUGAGUGUACGGAUGGGGGGGCAUGUGUGAACGAUCCCUCGCUUACCUGCUACGAGCACGACUUCGGCUUCCGAUGCAUGGACCUGUCGCAAGUACCCAACUUCACCACCACAGUGAACUUCACUGAGCCUCAAAGGCCUCGGACGCUGGUGAUCCCGGAUGCCAGCGGCACCAUCGUGACGACUGGCAACCUUGAGGACAUCACCGCCAUGGGCGUUCUCUCGGCCGAGCUCAAGGGCUGGUCGAGCUACGAGAGCACGACCGCGCUCAAGUUUGAAAGAUGUUACGACGGCACGUGCGGGAUCCAACAGGUCAGCAGCAAGCUGGCAAACAACACCUUGUCCGUGCCUUCCUUCGUUGACGGCGACCUUUUGACUACCGGGAAUCUUGACAAGAUCAGCUUUGAGUCCGGCAAUGUAUCGAGCCUGCGAGUGCAGAAUGACAUGCAGGUCAACGGCCUUUUUGAGUUCGGGCCCGACAAACUCAAAUCCGGUGUGAGGCUUCCGCCAAGGGAGCCCAGCAAGCACUACCUCUACCCGCACGGAGGCCAGCGGGCCGGAUACACCUACGAUGCUAGCAGAGGGCCGGGUCAACUUAACGUCCUCACUUCCACGUCCACUACCGUGUUGGAGUUCGAGCCCUCGAGCCCCACGCUGAAGAUGGACCCCGUGUCGAGGCUGGUGGUUCCCUUCGUCGACGGGACAGUGCUGACGACAGGGAACCUGGAGGGGAUCACGAAAGACACGGGAACUCUGACGAGUGUGUUUGUCAGUGGCCCCUCAUACAUCAACCAAGGGUUCCAGGUAUCCAACGACAGCAAUAGGGAUGCAGCGAUUUUGAGUGUGAGGCCGAGGAUGAACGAGACUAUCAUCUUUCAGAACCCCUACGAUUAUGUCGGUUCCUUCAACGGGACUGCGUUCACGACUCGAGAGGCCUCCAGGACGGUCCUCAAGUUCGGCACCCAGUCGCAGCGGAGAUCUUCGAUGCAGUUCCCUGACGCCAGCGGCCGAGUGAUCACGACAGGAAACCUGCAGGACAUCGAUCAUUUCGUAGGACAGAACCUCAACGUGAGCGGCAAGGCGUUCUUAGACGGGGCGGUUGUCCUUGGCUCGAACCGGUCGACCCUGGUCAACUUCGUCGGCUACUUGUCAAGUGACAUCGUCGUCCGGUCAGCCCCUCGAUUCGAAGCUGCUGAGGAUCAGUUCAAUGACGUCCCAAAGCCAUUCACCUGGGGCAUCCGCCCCAGGACAAGCUGCGUCAACGACGUGCCUGGGCCGCUCAUGGCCAACCCGUUCAUCGACUUCCCGGAGUACAAGAAGUACAACAUCACAGGCUCUGCUACGCUCUGGAUCGACACCACUGACAACUGCCUCCAGCAGUGUAAGAGGUCGGAUCCGACGUGCGGACUGGUGCUCGCCUCUCGGUACUACAGGGUUCAGAUGAAGGACGGCAACGGAAACAAUCUCAUCGUCACCAGUAAGAGCUGCCCAAUAUCCCAGUGGUAUCUGAGGUCAGACUGCCAAGUGCUGCGGCUGGCCCAAUCCAGCAGCUCCCCUUCCGACCCUCUGACUGAGUUCGAGCUGCUGCCCGUCAAGUGUGGAGGGAUCCCCUGCUGGGACAUCAGCCUGUGCCCCCUCGAUUCGAAGACGUGUGACGUCAUCGUCCAGAGUCAUUCGACCAGGAAGUUUCUCUCCUCGGGACGUGGAACUACUUUCUGUGGUAGCGCAACGUCCCAGUUCUGCUCAGGAUGGUCGGACAGCCCGUCCUUGUGGAACGCCAACUUCAACAGCGACAAGACUUACUACCUCACCCGAGUGUCCACCUGCCUUGAGCUGCCUGCCAACACUUCUCAACUCGCCAAUAUCACCUGCGACGGCCCUGGUGGAGACUCGAUCUCGAGCAUCAGCUUCGUGUCUUGGGGAGAGAACGUCGACGGAGUUUGCGGCCUCUACAACGCCAGCACAAGGAGCUGCGGCAACGCGACAGAAAUCGAGGCAGCGUUCAAGGAUCUCUGUCUCGGCGCUGGCUGCACCGUCGCUCUCACCAAGGAUGCCCUUACCCUGCUCAAGAUCGGCACGGCAAGGAUCAAGAGCUUCUCCAGGUCCAGCUGCGAUCCAGCAGUCAGCAGGCUGGCGGUCCAGGCCAAGUGCUCAGUUCCUCCGACCUUGACUGUCGUCAAAGACUCUUCACUCGGGGCCGUUACGGUCGACACGCCGGGGUCGCCGGUCAAGAUUUCUUUGACCUCGUAUCGACAGGGGGAUCUGUUGAACAAGAUCUCGCGCGAGUGCCUUCUGGCCUACUCGAGCGCCACCGACUGCUGGCUGCAGAAGGACGAGCAGUUUGACGUUCACUUCUACAUGAGGAACGAGGCGACUCGCCUGUCCUUCUCCAUCCCAACGGGAACGCGCAAGAUCGAGCUGCCGGAGGCCAAUGGCACCAUGAUCACGAGCGGGAACUUGGAGGACAUCAAUCUCCUGCUGGGCCUUCGAGGCAAGAACAACUUCAUCUUCCAGCAUGGUGGACAGCCUGGCGAUCCUGUUACCAUUGUUGACUUUGCAGCGCUGGGAACUGCUCCACUCACGCGAGUUGACGGCGUUCUGCCAUCCUACUCGGCACCCUACGGGAUGAUCAACCAGGUGCCGCUGGGGGGCAACAGGAGGCUUGUCUUCCCCGACGCGACGGGGACGGUCAUUACGACGGGCAACACAGACGAUCUUGUCUUCAAGAGCAUCGAGCUGCAAGGACUGGACAUCCAGAGUGAGGUUAACUUCGGGAGCCCGGGCUCUCCCACCUUCUCCUACCUCAACCUGGGGAACACGUCCCGGAUCAGUGGCUGUUUCAACUUUCUCAUCAACGAGAACGACGCCACCUACACUCAAGUCUGCACCAUCCCAGCCACCCAACCGCGCAACAUCACCUUUCCUGACGUCUCUGGGACUGUCCUGACCACUGGGAACCUGUUGGGUCUGCCCAACAUUCGCAUUCCCAACGAGCAGCUCUACGUAGGAGGAGACGUCAAUCUCCAGGGCAACAUUUCCUUGGGCUCAGCUUCCAGCUACUCCUCGCUCGAGUUCUUCUCCUGGGUCGAUGGUGACGUCAGCAUGCGAUUCAGCAACCCGGACUCCGGCCCGGCUCGGGUCCAGCUGACCGUUCCGCACCUGUUUGGUGUCGACAUCGCUCUUCGAGACUACCUGAGCACGGACGCGCCGUCACUGCCGGUUGGAGUGAAGGGGAAGGUGGCGUUCAGAGUGCCUGUGGAAGGAACGCAGCAGAUCGAUCAGACUGUCUGCCGGAAUGUACUCUCAUCUCUCUCUAUCUCAGACUACCAUGAACUCGGUUACUACGCGAUCCGCCAAGGCUUCGUAGCUCGGACUAAGAUGGCUGGCCUGCUGUACGCUCGCGCUAUCAUCCAGUACAACCGCACUCUCUACCAGUGCCUGGACGUGUCGGGACGUCAACUCUGCAGUUCCUACGACGUUGACACUUGCACAUGCAAUGGGGCAGGGCAGCAGACGUCCAACGAAUCCGUCGGGUUUGUCAAGGACGUGGCUGUCAACUCAACCUCCUUUGCUUGCAACGGCAUCCUGGGAUCCAAGGAUUGCUCCACCGACACGCCUCCCUGCCUAUCUCCUCUCGACCCUUUCUGCGCAUACGAUGGCAACGCCUCCACCUUCUUCUCCCUCCAGACCUCCACAGCCAGCGGUACCGCAGUGACUGCCAGCUCUGACGUGUUCGAUUUGACAGCCCUGGCGCUCCCAGCUGACCUCCAGCUGACAGUCACCCAGUGCAUGCUGGGGAUGGACUUCGUGAGCCCCACUGUUAUCUCGCUGGUCCGUAUCCUUCCCAGAAGCUCUUUCUCUGCCAGCCUCGUCGGCGCCGUCGUACAAGGGCUCAACACCUCCAACAAGGUCUGGGAGGACGUCCUGGUAGUCAAGGACGUGCUGCCAGAAGGCGUCUGGACCAGCUUCGUCGUCUCCACCGGACACUCCUACGACUCCAUGCGGUUCCUUGGCCCUCAGCUCUCCCCUGCUGCAGCAAGCCUGUGCGACCUGGCGGAGGUGGAGUGGCAUCAGGGGAAAAUAACGCAGCUUCUCUCGCCCAUCUUCAGCGGCGAGCGCUCCUACUUCGUGGACGAGUCGAAGAUCGUGGCGGACCCGACGGCAGCCGAGGCGUUCAAGUGCGCGGAGCAGGGGUGGUACCCGGACAAGCAGCAGGACACGUUCCUGGCAGAGCUGGUGGUGCCGGAUGUGACGGGAACACUUAUCACCACAGGGAACCUCGAGGACAUUAGCAAGGAGUCAGCGUUCAGCAGCUUGGCAGUGCAGCAAAAGCUGCUGGUCAUGGGAAACUCGUCCAUCGGUCAGCCCGGGUCCAAGGUCGAGCUGCAGGGCUUUGCGGUCGGGCAGUUCCCCCUGGCCUUCGUGCACAAGGACAGGACGUCGUCGACUCUCACCCUCCACCUCCCGGAGCCGUCCUCCUCAGCUAUCGUCCACCUGCCGGACUCCAGUGGGUCGAUCGUCACAGCUGGGACGUUGCCUGAGGUAUUUGAGGAGGUGUCGGUGCUGGGGGUGACGUCCCUGGACGGGGAGACGAGGAUCGGGGGAAAUUUGCUGAUAGGAGAUCCGCGGACUGCGAGCUCCGUCAGGUUCAACGUUCAGUUCCUCGGCUCCGUCCCCUUGACCUUCUCCGACCGAUCCUGGCCGGACAACGUCCUCUCCAUAGGGGUUGAGAGCCCGACGGAGGACCGGCUGCUCACUCUCCCUGACGUCAGCGGGACUGUCCUCACCACCGGCAACAUGCUCAACGUUCUCGAGACCACUUCCUUCAUCGGGCAGGCGAGCUUCUACAAAGGCGCCUCCUUCACAAACGAUGACGUCAUCUUUGGCACGCCGGGAGCCGCCAGCUUGUUGGAGGUCAACGCCGUUCUGACUGGUUCCUCCCCCCUCCGCUUCCCUGGAACCUCCCAGGGCGCCUCUAGCAUCUCCCUGGGGGUCGAGGAGCCGUCGGGUAGCCACGUCAUCACCCUGCCGGACGUGACCGGAACCAUCUUGACCACCGGCAACUUCCCCGACGUCGUAGAGUCGCUCAACGUCAUCGGGGAGGCGAACUUGCUGGGCAAGCUCGUGUUUGCGGGGAGCCUGAUCACCAUAGGCAGCCCGGAUCGAGCUGGGAAGGUGGAGGUGAGAUCGGUGAUCCACGGAAGGUUCCCCUUGCGGUUCUCCGAGGGGAUAGCCAAUGUAUCCUCAGGAAGCACGGUGUUCGAGAUCUCCCCCCCGACAGGCCAGAACAUUAUCUCGUUCCCCGACGUGUCCGGUACCGUCAUCACCACUGGCAACCUGCCGUCUAGCAUCGUCUUCCCGGAGGAGGAGUACGUUAUCAAGUGCAGUAGCCUCCUCGCCAAUGCCACAACCGUCUCCCUGGGCGUCAACGCGGCCCCUGCCGCGCACACCGGGAGCUUCGUCUUUACCGACGGGAGCGUAGCGGGAGACAGCUCGCUUCCUCCCUUCAGCUCCAAGGCCGACGGAUCCUUCAACGUGCGGGCAAGAGGAGGCAUCAAGUUCGUGACUGGCUUCACCCCCUCUGGGAAGGAGCUGGGCGUCGUGCUGGAGCCGAGGAGCAGCUCGUGGUCUGUCCUUUCGGACAGGAACAGUAAGGAAGACAUCCAACAAGUGAACCCCAGACUCGUCCUGCAGAAACUUGUGAAGGAGGUUCCUAUCAGCACUUGGUCAUACCAAGGCGAUGAUGUUCGCCACAUGGGGCCGAUGGCUCAAGAUUUCUUCAUGGCGUUUGGACUCGGCGAGGAUCCGACGAGAAUCUCAAGCGUGGAUAUCGACGGGGUUGCGCUGGCAUCGCUGCAUGGGCUGAAUGCGAUCCAAGAGGAAGUGAAGGAGAACGUGAAGGAGGCGAGGAGAGCCAUCGAGCUGCGAAAGCAGCGCAUGACUUCCAUGGAUGAACUUCUCCUUCACAACGAGGAGCUGGCGAGGAGAAACGAGGAGCUGAUGAGAAGCCUGCUGGGGAGGGUGCAGGGCAGAAGGUGA